Messenger RNA from Octodon degus (degu), 1485 nucleotides. Its product is annotated as cytochrome P450 2W1. Gene Ontology annotation, cellular component: cytoplasm; intracellular membrane-bounded organelle. Gene Ontology annotation, biological process: xenobiotic metabolic process. The transcript is spliced from 9 exons. Bases 1 to 1485 code for a protein of 494 amino acids. NCBI's taxonomy places the organism in Eukaryota, Metazoa, Chordata, Mammalia, Rodentia, Octodontidae. The record is from RefSeq and is a predicted model, not a curated record. Gene Ontology annotation, molecular function: heme binding; oxidoreductase activity, acting on paired donors, with incorporation or reduction of molecular oxygen, reduced flavin or flavoprotein as one donor, and incorporation of one atom of oxygen; iron ion binding.
AUGGCCCUACUGCUGCUCCUGGGACUGCUGGGGCUGCUGGGGCUGCUGGGCCUCUGGGGGCUGCUCUACACCCCAGGCCCCAGCUCCUCCCCAGCCCCACAGUGGCCCCCUGGGCCUCGUCCGCUGCCACUCCUGGGGAACCUGCCCUUGCUUCGAGCUACACAACAGGACCAGUGGCUGUUGGAGCUCUCGGAACGCUAUGGACCCAUGUUCACAGUUCACCUGGGAGGCCAGAAGACUGUGGUGCUAUCAGGCUAUGAGGCUGUGAGGGAGGCCCUGGUGGGCACUGGGCAGGAGCUGGCUGACCGGCCCCCCAUCCCCAUCUUUCAGCUCAUCCAGCAAGGUGGUGGCAUCUUCUUCUCCUCUGGGGCACGCUGGAGGGCUGCCCGCAGGUUCACCAUGCGCGUGCUGCACAGCCUGGGUGUGGGGCAGGGCCCAAUGGGCAGCAAAGUGCUGCAUGAGCUGGCAAGUCUCACAGAGAAGCUAGAUGGCUGCAGAGGCCGGCCCUUCCCACUGGCCCUGCUGGGCUGGGCUCCCUCUAACAUCACAUUCACACUCCUCUUCGGCCAGCGGUUCGACUACCAGGACCCCAUGUUCCAGUCCCUGCUAGGUCUGAUUGACGAGGUCAUGGUCCUCUUAGGCUCACCUGGUGUGCAGCUGUUUAACAUCUAUCCACGGUUGGGGACCUUUCUUGGUCUGCACCGGCCUGUCCUGAGCAAGAUCGAAAAGGUACGAGCCAUCCUAAAGACAAUCCUGGAAGCACGGCGGCGCACCAUAUCCAGGGGUAGCCCUAUACAGAGUUAUGUGGAUGCCCUGAUCCAGCAGGGUCAGGGGUCUGAUCACCAGGGCCUGUUCACCGAGGCCAAUGUUGUGGCCUGCAUGCUGGACAUGCUCAUGGCUGGCACGGAGACCACCUCGGCCACACUGCAGUGGGCAGGCCUCCUGAUGGCUAAGCACCCGGACAUUCAAAGUCGAGUGCAGGAGGAGCUAGACCGCGUGCUGGGUGCUGGAAGGCUCCCGCAGCCUGAGGACCAGCAGCAGCUGCCCUACACCAGCGCGGUGCUGCACGAGGUCCAGCGCUACAUCACACUGCUGCCGCAUGUGCCCCGCUGCACAGCCACUGAUACCCAGCUGCGUGGCUACCUGCUCCCCAAGGGCACGCCCGUGAUCCCCUUGCUGACCUCCGUACUGCUGGACAAGACCCAGUGGGUGACCCCCAGCCAGUUCAACCCGGGGCACUUCCUGGAUUCAGACGGGCACUUUUUGAAGCAGCCGGCUUUCCUGCCUUUCUCUGCAGGCCGCCGUGUCUGUGUUGGAGAGAGCCUCGCCAGGACUGAGCUUUUCCUGCUGCUGGCUGGCUUGCUCCAGCGUUACCACCUGCAGCCCCCACCUGGCACCAGCCCUGAUGCCCUGGACACGGUGCCUGCCCAGGCCUUCACCAUGAGGCCCCAGGCCCAGGUCCUGUGUGCAGUGCCCCGACACUAG